AUGGGCACAGCUUGCUCGGUGUGCCGGCGUGAAGGGUCCGACCUGGUCGGAGAAUGCUCCUUUCCACAGCCAACGAACUUUUUCCAGAACACCACCCAGCAGCGGUUAGACUUCUUGGCGCAGGUGAAACUUUUUCAGCGUCUUCCUGAGGAUCAGCACAACCUUUUGGCCUCAGCAUGUGAGGAGGUCGUGUACCAGGAUGAGGUGAUCAUCAAACAGGGCGACCAUGGCCAUGAGUUCUUUGUCAUCAAAGAUGGCAAGGCUGAGGUGCUCAUUGGCCAGACGAAACAGGUAACGCUCAAGACGGGCGACUACUUCGGGGAGAACGCACUUUUGCGAGAUGAGCCACGGACUGCUACGAUCAAGGCUGUCGGCAGACUGAAGGCUCUGAAGAUCACUCGUGAUCAGUUUGUAGAGCUCGGCUUGAGGGAAAAGCUCGACUUCCCCCAGCGCAAAGCCGUUGGAGGAAAUGUUCAGAAUAUCGUGGUGAAGGACCCGACACCAAAGACAGAGAGCCAGAGAGUCUUGAUCUCAAAUGCUCUAAAAGCCAAUGAAAAUUUGCAGAGUGUUGUCGAUUUGGACAUCCCUCGCAUCAAAGCAAUUUGCGACAUUGCAUGGCAGGAGGCGGUGCCAAAGGGCACCAAACUCAUCACGGAGGGCGAUCUCAAUGCAGAUUAUUUUUAUAUUGUUCAAUCAGGCAGUUUUAACGUCAUUGUGGAAGGCAAGGAUUCUGUUGAGGCAAAGCCAGCGGGAUCCAGCUCGGCCAGGAUUGGUCCGGGUGGCAGCUUUGGCGAGUUGGCCUUGCUGUACUUCGCACCACGCGCGGCCACAGUCCAGGCAGCUGACGAUUCCUCGGUUUGGAUCAUUGAUCGAGGCAAUUUCAAGAGGAUCAUGGCCAAGUCAUCAGAUGAACGGGAAGCCGAAUAUCUCAAACACCUCGACAAGGUUGAUGUUCUGUCCCCUUUAAAGAAAGAGGAGAAAGCAGCUCUGGCGAAGUGUUUGACCGAAGUGUCCUUUGUGAAGGGUGACGUGAUUUUCAAGCAGGGAGAUGAAGGUGAUUCCUUCUACUUGUUGGUUGAUGGCACAGUGGAGGUAGUCAAGGACGAAAAAGCUACCUCACGCUUGCAAGGCGCGCCAGACAAGGCCAGAUUCUUCGGUGAGCGAGCGCUGUUGAAGAACGAGCCGCGUGCUGCGACCAUCAAAGUGGUCUCUCCAUCAGCCAGAACUUUGAUGGUCGACAAGCAGUCCUUUGAUAUGCUCCUGGGACCUCUGGAGGAGCUGAAGAAGCGUGGAAAGAGUGGUCCAGGUUCCAAGCUUCAGGAUGGAGAAGCUCCGGGCGUGACCGGCAUUGAUAAAAGUCGGUUUGGGAAGAUCAAGCGAAAGGACUUGAAGGUGUUGGGUCUACUGGGCUGUGGCGGUUUCGGAGCCGUGGAGCUGGUGGAACAUUCCAAAGAUCAAAGCACCUAUGCCCUGAAGGCGCUGAGCAAAGGCUUUGUGGUGAAAUCUGGGAUGCAGAAAAGCGUAAUGAGUGAAAAGAACGUUCAGUUGAUGUGCGAUUCCAGCUUCGUCAUCAAGGUGUUUGAGACCUUCAACAGCCCAGAGCACCUGUACUUCCUCUUGGAACUGGCACUUGGUGGUGAACUCUACGCCACCUACCACAGGAAGGGCCUGUUUGGCAAAGAGGUCCAUGGCAAGUUCUAUGUUGCUGGGGUCGUCAUUGCUUUCGACCACUUGCACAGCAAGAAAAUUGUCUUUCGCGACCUCAAACCCGAGAAUCUACUGCUGAGCGAGCUUGGCCACAUUAAGCUCACUGACAUGGGCCUCGCGAAAGUGAUUCUUGGCAAAACCUUUACGACCUGUGGCACCCCAGACUAUUUUGCGCCCGAGCUCAUAGCAUCCUCUGGGCAUACACUUGCGGUUGACUGGUGGACUCUGGGAGUCCUCACCUAUGAAUUGAUGUCUGGGAAUCCACCUUUCGAGUCGGCAAAUCCCAUGCAGACCUACCAGAAGGUGAAACGUGGAAUAGACAAGGUGCUGUUUCCGCCAAAGUGCAAAGGCACCAUCGAGGAUUUGGUGAAAAAGCUCUGCAGACACGAUCCAUCUCAACGGCUUCCCAUGAAGAGUGGAGGUGUCUCAAAUGUCAAGGAGCAUAGCUGGUACAAGGACUUUGAUUGGAAAGCCUUCGAGAAUCUCACCAUGGAGACGCCGUACCGGCCAGCAGUGAAAAGCAAAAAGGAUAUCGCCAACUUCUCAGCCAAAGACGCUGAUCGGCCACCACAGGUCGCGUACAAGGACGACAAAUCGGGAUGGGAUAAAGACUUUGCGACUUCAGACUGA
Molecule: messenger RNA, 2337 nt
Organism: Cladocopium goreaui
Lineage: Eukaryota; Dinophyceae; Suessiales; Symbiodiniaceae
Source: the annotation of a GenBank genome assembly